This is a messenger RNA of Rotaria socialis, 975 nucleotides long. The record is from the annotation of a GenBank genome assembly. NCBI's taxonomy places the organism in Eukaryota, Metazoa, Rotifera, Eurotatoria, Philodinida, Philodinidae.
AUGGAUAUAAAAAAGCGUUUCUUAUUUCUUGGUCCAACUGGAGUGGGUAAAUCUUCAUUGGUCAACAUUCUCUGUAAUGAUGAUGCCAGAAAAGAAUCCAUGAAUGAACCAGCCAAAGUCGGUUCGACGACAGAUAGUGUUACAAAAUGUUUUACUACUUAUUAUGACCAUAAUAAGUAUGCUUAUACAGACUCUAUUGGUUUUGGUGAUAAUCAAUUCACAACAGAUGAAAUAGUUGCAAUGGUUAAACAACUAAUUGAUAAUGCUAUUAUUGGUUAUAAUAAAAUUUAUUUAUGUAUGCAAUAUGGACGAAUUUCUAUUGAUAUUUGGCGAUAUCUAGAUUUAAUUAAUUCUGUUUUCGGUGAUAGUGGCUUGAAAUGGUGUACAAUUAUUUUUACACAUUGCAACGAAGAAGAAAUGAGCGUUGAAAAGUUUUUACAUCUUAAUAAAAACGACGAGAAAAUUAUAAAACUUAUUGAUAAAGUCGGAAAUGUGAUAUUUGGUGAUCUUCAAUCUCAUAGCAAUCCACACGUCGAUACUCUAUUAAAAGAUAUACGGAAACGCUUGCUAGAUCAAAUUAAACUAGAUGGUUCGCAAUCAAGUCAAUUUUAUUAUUUACCAGUACCAAAAGAUCCUAGCUCUUUGGUAUCCACAAUAUGUGAUGCUGUCAAAAAUUUCAAGCCAAUAAAAAUACCAAUGGAAGAUAUAUUAGCAUACAUGAAAUCGAUAACAAUCAUAAAAGUAGAUAAUACACACUAUUAUGGUGAAUGCAGUGUAUGUUUAGGGCUAAUGUAUCAUACAAACAGUGAAAUUACUACAUGUGGCCAUGUGUUUCAUAAAAGAUGUAUCGCCGACUGGUUUUACCACAAUCGCACAUGUCCGCAAUGCAGAGAGUCUUGCGGAUUACAGAAACUGUUAGCUUGGCUUCCAUCUCAAUUGUCGGUGGAACGCCCCAAAGAACAGGCCAAACGCUAA